AUGGGUGUGCACAGCCGUUGCCGCUAUACGCAGUCGAUGAACGAGAGAGCGUCUCGGAGCGACCCUCGAAAGAAGGUGCUGGCGGCCGUCAUUCGCACCCAACCGGCACCGAACCCGUGGAACUCGCCAAGAAUGCGCGGCCAAAUGACGGGAGACGAACUGAAGCGGACACGAGAGAUAAGCAGCAGCUGCAUGGCCGAAGAAUCAACGCAGAACUCGUGCGGAAAAGAAACCGCAGAUGGAGCUCAGGAGGGGUUCCACCUCGGGGCUGCAGCUCGGGCGUUCAACAACCUGCCCUCCAGCGGACAUAUAGCUCGCGAGGCGCAGCGCCACCCUGGUGCAGCUGUGCCCUGUAGCUGCUCGACGGACAGCUUUACGGAGUGCCCUGCGGCAGUCGUCCGCACUAGCCGCAAGGUGUCCUCCUCCCCACAGGUGUCAGACUCCGCGUCGAUACCUGCCCCACAACGACCCUUGACACAGACCAAGACCGUCUCUGAGCCACAGCAGCCGGCGAGCCGGCCUCCAAGUUGGCCAGUGCUAGAGUGCCUGGAGGCGUCGGCCUACUGUGUGACGACUUCACCUCCCUCGCUACAAGCCGGAGACGAUGCACUAGCCACCACUUCCGGUUUGGCCAACAGACAGGAGUCACAUAAUCCCCGGACGUCGCCGCAGUCAUUGGCCGAGUGGGAUGACUCUCGCCAAUUGCCAAGUGCCGUCUCCAUAGAAGAACCUGAAAUGCCUAUGCCCAUGCCGCCUGUAAUCGAGAACCUACCGGUGCAACCCAUGUUUGCACCUGAUUACAAUGGGUUUGACCAGGAUGGCUUGACCGCACGUCGCCCAUUGUCAAGAACCACCAGCUCGUUCACCAGUACGACAUCAGCGAUACCGCAAGAGCACGACUUGCCUCACAAGCCACCCAGAUUCGCUGCCGUGUCUUCCCAACUGCGACGGGAUAGUCAUGAUGAUCUGCAACCGAUGCGACAACUCCGCAUCAGCCAGUACCACCUGCUAGCUCCAUAUUCUACAGCUGGUCUCACGCUUACACACGUAUCUGCUUGCAGCAUCAUCGAGCAAAUCAAAGGCCAGAUGGUCACGUGGCUAAAGGACUUGGUUGCCAUCCCCAGCGUGUCAGCCGAAAAAGAACACCACAAGGACAUCAUGCGUGCCAUCAAAGAAACCAGCACGAUACUGCAAGAACAAGGCGUCCACGUGACUGAGGCUCCCCUCGGCGACCAGCAGCUGCCGGACGGAAGCAAGGUUCCGUUGCCGCCGCUGCUGUUGGCCACAUUGGGCCAAGAAGCCACCAAGAAGACUCUGUGCGUCUACGGACACCUGGACGUCUAUCCGGCACGUAAGGAGGACGGCUGGACGGCGGAUCCGUUUCUACCGACGGAGCAAGACGGCCGACUCUUCGCAAGAGGCGUAGCGUCUGUCAAGGGUCCCCUGGUUGCAUGGAUCGCGGCUCUGUAUGCUUUCCGCAAGAGCGCCGCAAAAGCUGCGCCCGUCAAUCUCAAAUUCCUGAUUGAGAGCAUGGAAGAAGUUGGCUCGCAGGGAUUGGAUUCCUACCUGGCGGCGAACGCCAAGGAGGACUUCUUCAAAGGCAUAAACUUUGUCUGCAUUGCCGAUGGCUUCUGGCUGAACCAACGCACACCUUGCCUCAGCUACGGGCUCAGGGGAUUGUGUUCCUUCAACGUGGAGAUUGGCUCCGCCAAAUCAGAUCUUGAAUCUGGUGCGGACGGCGGAGCAUUGCGCGAAGCGAUGUCGGACGUUGUCUUCCUGCUGGACAGCCUGAUGGGCACCCGCGGUCACGUCGCCAUAGAAGGCUUCCACGAAGACGUGGCCCCAAUCACGGAUACCGAGUGGAAGCUGUACGAGCACGUGGACUUUGAUCCGGUCGAGUAUCAGAGUAAGCAUGGAAUUCGGCGCAUCACCAUCGACGACAGGUUGCAACUGCUGAUGCGCAAGUGGAGAUACCCAUCUCUCACCAUACACGGCAUCGAAGGCGCGCACUCGUCGAUCUGUGAGAAGACGGUGAUCCCUGGUCGUGUGGUGGGAAAAUUUUCCGUGUGCACGGUGCCCAACCAGACGUGCCAGAAGGUGUGCGACUGCGUCACCAGGCACCUUGAGCGGCAGUACGCAAAGAGAAACAGCCCCAACAGUUUCAAGGUGACCAUGACUCAAAGCACCGAGACGUGGUCCAGCGCACGUCAUAGACCUCACACCAAGGCCGCCGCGGCUGCCGUGCGUCACACGUACGGCGUCAGUCCUGACCUCACCCGUGAAGGCACGGCCGUGGUGGCGGCCAGCCACCUGUACAAGCACGUGUGCCCCGACAUGAUCGUGCUGAGCAUGACGCCCGGUGAUCGAGAACUCCACUCGAAGGACGAGUACCUCAGUGUCGAAGAACUCGUCGCAGGGGCGAAGCUGUUCGCAGCGUACAUGUUCGAGCUUUCCAAGCUCCCCUAA
Messenger RNA from Rhipicephalus sanguineus (brown dog tick), 2466 nucleotides. Its product is annotated as cytosolic non-specific dipeptidase. Gene Ontology annotation, molecular function: peptidase activity. Lineage: Eukaryota; Metazoa; Arthropoda; Arachnida; Ixodida; Ixodidae. The record is from RefSeq and is a predicted model, not a curated record. Bases 1 to 2466 code for a protein of 821 amino acids. The transcript has 14 exons. Gene Ontology annotation, biological process: proteolysis.